AUGUCCUCUGAGGGGUUCCGCUUUAACUUCGACGAAGGCGAUGAUGGUGGUAAUGUGGCUUGGUUGCCUCCACCGUUACGUCGUAGAAGUCCCUCCGCAGACACUGGGGCAGUGCCCGCGGUGCUUGUCUCGCGGUUUCCCACGUACGCGUUGCGAGCGCAGCUGGUGAAGGAGUGGGCAGAGUGCUACCCGAAGGACCCGCGGCGCCGGAUGGAGCUUGUGAGUAGUGCGGCUGGGAAACAUUUUCCUCCCUUGCUGUACCAGCGUGCCCCCGAUGUGUCGGGACUCACGAGUGAUGGGGGCAAUCUAGAGCGGCGUGACAUUAUCCCUGGAAAGUACUACGGAGGGUUGAAGGUGUGGUCGUGUGCGCCGUACCUGGUGGAGUACAUGUUUGAGAACCGAGAUACCUUCGGGCGUCUUUUUGAAGUCCCCGAGAAGUGCCUUGAUACUUCCGCAAAAAACACCUCGCCGGAGUCGUUUGCGGAGAAUGCCGUGGUGGCUCCUCUGGUUGCCGAGGUUGGCUGUGGACAGGGUCUUCCUGGCAUUGCCGCGCUUCUCUUGGGGGCUCGACGCGUAAUCUUUCAGGACUACAACGAGGAGGUGCUGCAGACUUGUGUCAAGCCGAACAUUGCAGUUAAUUGGCUGCGCCACGCGGAGGACGCCCCGUUGUGUGGGCUGCAGCCACCAGCCCCGCCCUUGGUGCAGAUGGUCUCUGGCGACUGGAGCCACUUGCGGUGGGAGGCUGCCGGCGAUGGAGGUACAGCGAUGGCGCAUGAUGCGUGCUGCAGGGUGGUGCUUGGCAGUGAUGUUACCUUUGACGAAGCUGCAUGCGAGAAGCUUGCCGCGAUGUUGGACCGCGGCCUCUCCCCUGCAGGGGGGGUGGCGUACAUCGCCAGCAAGCAGUAUUACUUUGGCACAAAUGGUGGGGCGCUGGAGUUCCAAAAGCGCGCUGCAGAUCACGGACUUGAGGUUGCUGAAGUGAGUCGCAUGGAUGAGGCUGGUGGAAUGCAGCGACUGAUCAUGCGCGUGAGACGACGAUGUGGAUGA
Trypanosoma rangeli is the source of this 1047-nucleotide messenger RNA. RefSeq lists its product as uncharacterized. Lineage: Eukaryota; Euglenozoa; Kinetoplastea; Trypanosomatida; Trypanosomatidae. Bases 1 to 1047 code for a protein of 348 amino acids. The transcript has a single exon. The record is from RefSeq and is a predicted model, not a curated record.